Molecule: messenger RNA, 980 nt
Organism: Nanorana parkeri
Lineage: Eukaryota; Metazoa; Chordata; Amphibia; Anura; Dicroglossidae
Product: ecotropic viral integration site 5 protein homolog
Exons: 4
Coding region: 12-266 (84 amino acids)
Source: RefSeq, a predicted model, not a curated record
AGGAAGAAGUUAUGGCGGUGAGACUUCGAGAAGCAGAUCGUAUUGCAACUGUGGCUGAGCUCCAGCAACACAUAGCAGAGCUAGAGAUUCAGAAGGAAGAAGGGAAAAUACAAGGACAGCUCAACAACUCUGAUUCAAGCCAGUACAUCAGAGAAUUAAAGGAUCAAAUUGCAGAACUGAAACACGAGCCUGGCUCAGUGGAACAGUCAGCUUCAGAUUCGUUGUCUAAAAAGUCAGAAGGGCUUAUCAGACCCACCCACUUUUGACGGCAUCCAUAUCGUCAAUCACAUGAUCGGAGAUGAUGUGUCAUUCCAUUCGUCUGAUGAAGACUUUGCCACCGGCUCACUCGGACAGGGGGAUGUCCAUUAUGGCCUGACCAAAAAACAUGCAAAGAUGAUGUUGGUUCCUUCCGACUUGGACAGCAGCGACAGUGACGCCGAAGAACUAGACAUCCUUGCGGAUUCCGAUGCAGUGAUCCAAAAACCAGUGGCUACAAGAACAGAAUCUUACUCCACUGCGGUCUGAUCAUCACUGUGACUCUUCAUCAAAUUGAUGGCAAAGGAUACUCAUCAAAAAAAUUGUUAGUGUGUCUUGGACUAUUUGCAAAUCUGACUGACCCAGCAUGUAUAGAACUUCUACUUGCCUUCAUACUUUGCCAAACUGUCACCAUUGCCACACACUAGAAAAACCGGUCACUGGACACUUUUGUGCUAACAGUAUUAACAAAAUCUUUUUCUUGCAAUGUUUUAGUUUUAGACCAACGCAUAACUUGAUUUGAUGAGCAGAUAACCGAGACCACUUAUUUUGCAGUUUACCACACUGGUAGUGCUAAUGUCAACAUUCUUUAAAACAAAGGAGAAACCUGUGCAAUAUUGCCUGUUGAACAAAGCAUAUGCCCUUUUUAUAUAUGUAAAUAUUGCGUGCAGUGUCUAGCUACACUCUUCAAAUCCACCCGCUAAGGCGGCAAUGCUGUCAAACUG